Molecule: messenger RNA, 2914 nt
Organism: Diachasmimorpha longicaudata
Lineage: Eukaryota; Metazoa; Arthropoda; Insecta; Hymenoptera; Braconidae
Exons: 2
Coding region: 805-2862 (685 amino acids)
Source: RefSeq, a predicted model, not a curated record
AUCCAAAACCCAUUAUCAAUAACUUCUCCCGCAUUCCCCAUAGAUACUAACCGACAGGAAAUACAUUCCUCAAAUAAUAAACACCACGUCCACCAAAAAUCGGUUUCACCAUUUCGGCAAGUGCAUUCACCCCAACAAAAAGUAUGACACAUACCAGAGCAUUGAACUCCACCGCGGAAAUCAUGCACUGUCAAAACUGCUGACUGCCAAAACCGCUGACUUGACAGGUCGAUCCCCUCUAAGAAUUGGUAGUGGGAAAACCACGCCAUAAUUUCCACCAAUUAGAAAUCAAUUCGUGUAACCACCACGAACCGAUCCGCUCCCCAAAAUCAAAAAUCGAAAUCAGUCUAGAAGCAACCGUCGGAGCGAUAGUUUGACUUGGUGGAAAUUACUUUCCGGAAUCGAUCUGUCUCUUUCGGGCCUCCCAUACUAUAAUUCGCGAUAGAGUCGAUAUAGUGCGCGGUAAUCUAUUUCACCAUAAUAAAUAGCUAAACGGCCGGAAGUGUACAGGGAUACUGCAUCCUUUAAUCGAAAGUAGGAGUGUUUCUUGCAAUUUUAAGAGGACCAAUUAAUCAGUUUCCGUGGUUGUGGACAUUCUCAAAAACUUAUCCAAAAACAUUGUGCAUUAAUUAUAAGCGAGUGGGUGAACGUGGCAUGAAUAAGAAGUAUUCAUGAUAGGAUCAGAGGCCAUUCUGAUUCUGGUGAAGAAAGACGAUUGUGUCACCGAAGGAUCCACACAUCCCCAAUACAUAAGGGAUAGUAUACAUUUACACACUUGAACUAUCCAUCAUAAUCGGGCCCAAGAUGACCAGCAUCCCAUUGAUCGUAAUAAUCGGGAGUAUAAGUUUCCUGGUGAGAAUAGCCAUAACGGAACGGCUCUAUCGAAAAGAUCCCCUUGCAUAUAAUCCGGGAAUCUACUAUGAGAAAAUCGAUCAAAUAAGGAGAAUAAACCGGAACUGGCGACUAAUGUUGACCAUCGAUCUAGAAGGCUUAUCAGGUCAACCUUUACCCGGACAGAUUAUGAUCGAGAAACAUUACAAAGACUGUGCUGCUCACCAAGAACCACGGAAUUGCCGACAAGCCCUAGGACUAGACAAAAUGAAUGACCUCGCAAAGGAGCUUCGAUAUAUCCAAGAACAUGGACAACAGGUUUUACAAUCCAACCCAGCGCACAUGCGAGCACCAUCCCGAACAGCCAGGGCGCCGUUCUUCGGCUUUAUCGGAACAAUUGCCAGAAAAGUUUUCGGAACAAUGGACUAUAACGACCACGAACAUAUUACUAAAGAAAUUAAUCGAUUAUACCAAGACCAACGCCAAAUAACACAUCUGAUUGAAAAUUCCACACACCUGAUUCAGGCUGAGAUAAACUCGAUGAAAAUGAUUAAUAACAAGAACAUUUUAAGGAUGAGACAAGCGGAGGAACAACUGGACCGGCUGACCAACAAAUCAAAUAACAUGAUUACACACAUCAACUCUCUGGAAUACCUGCAACAUUUGACACAAAUAGCAAAUGAAGCAGAGUAUGGCGCCCGGAAAUAUCUAGAAACUACUCACAAAGUGGUGCAAGCAGUUGAGGAAGCAAAACAUGGGAAACUAAAUCCAAUGCUAAUAAACAACGAACAAAUUAAAAACGCCGCCCAAGAAAUAGAAAAGGCUGCAGAGGAUAGUCUCUUCCCCAUCAACAAAGAGAAACUGGACAUAACCCUUUUAGCCCAGAUAAGCAAGAUGGAAACAGGACACAGCAAAAGAAAAUUUCUAGUUAUUCUGAAUAUACCCCUACUAGCAAGAGAAUCAAUGGAUCUAUUCAAAAUCAUAUCAUGCAAAGUUCCACAAACAGUGCAAAGAAACAAAACAGUUGCAGCAUAUAUCCAACCCGAAAAGGAAUACAUCAUGACCUCCAAAAUCAGUCCAAAAUUCGCCCUCACUGACGAAAGCUACCUGAGAACCUGUAUCCCCCUAGAAAACUGCCUUGCUUGCCCCAAAGGAUUGCCAAUGCAAAAACCGGGAGCAACCCCGAGUUGCGAGUAUCAACUCCUCACCAACGCCGAUUUAAACCCAACACCAAAAGCAUACCAAAAUUGCAACAUACGUCUGAGCAACAACUUGAACACCCAAUGGACAAAAUUAACCCACAGUGAAGGAUGGUUAUACUCAGCCAUACAACCAGAAAGGCUAGAGAUAACAUGCCAGGGGCUGGAAGUCGAAUCGACCAUCAUCAAUGGAACAGGAAUCCUUCACCUCAACAACAGAUGCUCGGCAGAAACAAAGACCAUCAUAUUGGAAGGGACCGGCCUCAUCGAGUCCCAACUACCAACAAUUCAUGGCAUACCCAUCACCAUGAAUAUCACCGAAAUAGCUCCUAGUCUGAGUGACGCACCAAAGAAGAUGGGUAUGCUUACCCAAGUUGAACAUCAUGCCAUCCCAGAUAUCGAUAACACCAAAAUGUUCGAUGAGUCUAUGCAGCAGACCAUUGACGCAGCAAAGAAAAUAGGCCUACACCACCAAGAAGAAUACACACACCGCAUAUUCACAGCCGCAAACUGUAGUAUCACAGGUAUUCUCUCCGUGGUCACCAUCAUCGCAGGAAUUGUGGCAUACACAAGAGGGUGGAGUAUAUUACCGCUGCUAAGCUACUGCUGCCGCAGAAACAGGAUAAAAACCACCAGAGAACAACAAUGCAAAAACCAGAAACGACCAGCCAUUGAACGAUUCGAGGAGGUACCAAUGGCCACUAUCAGCAUGCCCGCCGUAAGAAUAGCCCCCGCGCUACCAGCACUCCCACCACCAAUCCGAAAAGAGAACCAGGAGACCUCCCCACCAGAAUCACCUCAACGGACAGGCGUAACUAUCAGCUACAUCUAAUAAAACAUCAGAAUAAAUGAAGUAACAAUAAUAGUAUCAAAGGCAAUAACAA